Molecule: messenger RNA, 1005 nt
Organism: Sporothrix brasiliensis 5110
Lineage: Eukaryota; Fungi; Ascomycota; Sordariomycetes; Ophiostomatales; Ophiostomataceae
Product: arginase
Exons: 2
Coding region: 1-1005 (334 amino acids)
Cellular component (GO): cytoplasm; cytosol; nucleus
Molecular function (GO): manganese ion binding; arginase activity
Source: RefSeq, a predicted model, not a curated record
AUGGCAACCAACGGAAAGAUGACAACCUCCAUGGUGACGUCAAAGUUCCUCGACCACCAGUCCGACCUGGGCGUCGUGGCUGUCGGCUUUUCUGGUGGACAGUGCAAACCCGGCGUCGACGCUGCUCCCUCGGCCCUCAUCGAGUCCGGCCUGCUCACCCAGCUGCGCGACGAGCUCGGCUACACCCUGCACGGCGACGACAAGGUCCACCUCUACACCGACUUGGUGCCUGCCAAUGACGCCGACUACCGCGGCAUGAAGAACCCGCGCGCCGUCUCUGCCGUCACCGAGCGCAUCGCCGAGCAGGUCUACGCCCAGUCGCGCGAGGGCCGCCUCACCCUGACGCUGGGCGGCGACCACAGCAUCGCCAUCGGCACCAUUGCCGGCACCGCCAAGGCGACGCGCGAGCGUCUGGGCCCGCGCGGCGAGAUGGCCGUCAUCUGGGUCGACGCACACGCCGACAUCAACACCCCCGAGACCAGCGGCAGCGGCAACAUCCACGGCAUGCCCGUGGCGUUCCUGACCGGCAUCGCCUCGGACGCAAACAAGGACUACUUUGGCUGGCUGCGCCCGGAGCACCGCCUCAGCGUCACGAAGCUCGUGUACAUUGGCCUCCGCGACGUCGACGCCGGCGAGAAGCGGAUCCUGCGCGAGCACGGCAUCAAGGCCUUUAGCAUGUUCGACAUUGACAAGCACGGCAUCGGCCGCGUCAUGGAGAUGGCCCUCGCCCACAUUGGCUCCGACACGCCCAUCCACCUGUCCUUUGACGUCGACGCGCUCGAUCCCAUGUGGGCGCCCUCGACGGGCACGCCCGUGCGCGGCGGCCUGACGCUGCGCGAAGGCGACUUCAUCUGCGAGAGCGUCCACGAGACGGGCCAGCUAAUUGCCAUGGACCUCGUCGAGGUGAACCCGAGUCUGGCACCGGAGCAGGAUAUGGGUGCGCACGAGACGGUGCGUGCGGGGUGUUCGCUGGUGCGGUGCGCCCUGGGCGAGAGCCUGUUAUGA